AUGGCUCCGUGGGAGGGGUCUGCCAAAGCUCUCCCUCUAAUUGACCGGGGAGCAGAAAGCUGCCGGAGAGAUGCGAGCAGCCGCAGCCGGGGACAGAGAGGCGGACGCAUGGGCUUGACAAAGAGGGAAACCCAGCCCCGUGCUCAGAUGGCUGAUCUCGAACUGUUUUACUUUGAUCAACCCGAUCCGAGAGACGCCUCCCUGGGUUUAAAGGAGCAAAGUGUGGUGGAGGAGGAAGAGGAGGAGGAGGAGCAGGAGAUCAGCCGCGGAAAGUGGCUGGAUCCCGGUGAAGGAGCGGCGUCAGCACCGCGGACAGAGAGCCGGAGAGCGGAAGAGAGAGAGGAAACGGAAACAUCCUUCACCUGCAAACUCAGGGGUGAUGAAGAUGAUGAUGAGCUGAUAGGGACAAGUCCACAGACCUGCAGACUGAGUCAGAGCUCCUCCAGUGAACUGUACGAGGAGGAGGAGGAGGAGGAGGAAGAGGACAUCCCGGAACUUUACUUGCUCUCCGAUGACGACCUCUCCUCCGAAGGCUCGGGAAAGUCAGUGGAUUAUGGCUUCAUCAUCGCAGUGACAUGCCUGGUGACUGGCAUCUCUUUGGUCGCUAUCUCCUACACGGUCCCCAGGGACGUCAGGGUGGACCCGGACAGCGUGUCCGCCCGGGAGAUGGAGCGCCUGGAGCGAGAGAAAGCCAGGGUGGGGGCCCAUCUGGACCGCUGUGUCAUAGCGGGGCUGUGCCUGCUCACCCUCGGGGGCGUGCUGCUCUCCACCCUGCUCAUGAUCUCCAUGUGGAAAGGGGAGAUGAUGAGGAGGAAAGCUUUCGCAUAUUCCAAACACGCAGCCAAGUUGUACGGCUCGAUCAAUCUGAGAGCAGGCUCCAGCCCGACUCGGGAAUCCUGCUCACAUUUGUCAGCGGCUGAUGAGGAUUUAGAAGUGAUCAGCUGAAUUCAUGGACAGGACAAGUGGAAAAGACUCAGCAAAAUCCUUCUCGUGCUGUCCUAUUAUCUGGGAUGUAAUGGGGUUUAAUGCCUUUUUUAUUUCUGACAGCUGAGCUUGAUAUGGACAUUUUUUCAAUGUUUUCAAUCCUGUCUUAAUACAAUACUGACAUCAAUCUGUGCAUUGACAGAGUUAUUGUUCGCUGUAAUCAUCCCGUCUGUCUAUACCAGCCCUGAACAGAUCCAGGCCUAAUCCAGUUUCAAUGUAAAAGGAAAACAUGCAUUUUAAAGUGCAGCUAAAGCUAAAAUCAGGGUUUAGCAGAGAGUUUGGACAGCCUGGUAUCACCAGAUUGCUUGUGAAUAACCUGCCAGUUUCUUAACCAUUUUCACAUGUUAUUGAUCAGUAUUUUCUGGCUUUCACUUGGCAUUUACACGCCACAACAUUAGACGUUCACAGCAAAUGUUCUGAAGGUCAGUCGAUGUAGUAUAAAGAGCCAGAAAGUCCAAGUGAGGAGUAGCUACAGUACAAUGCAAAAUUAUCUGUCACAAUAAGAUAUUAUUGCCAUGUUGCAGCUUGACUAUUGCAAUAUAUACAUUAUUAUGUCUCCAAAGGAAAAAUGUGUUUAUUUUAUCUAGAAGAUAAAGUUUUCAGUCUUUUCAUCUCACUUUUAUUGCAGCAAAAUGCAAUAAAUAACUGUAAAGUAGAGCAACUGACUACCACUGUCAUAAAUUUUAAAAAAUUAGAAAAAUAAUAAUUCAUAUAAUAAUAUAUUGAUAAUUGGCAAUUUUGCCACACAAAAUAUUGCAAAACUUUUUUUUGGGGUGUCGGGCUGGACAAAAAAAAAACACUUUUCCCAAACCUACCUAAGUUGUUUUGUUGCUUUAACAUUACCAAGUAGUUUUCUUUCAAUACACAAUGUUCAUUCCAUACAAAAGGAUAUUCAGUUGGUGGUGAUUUGUUGCUUUAGUGAUAGAUUCAUGAGUUUGAAGGCAUCAGAAGCCUGCAGAGAGAUUUAUUGUAUAAAAGGCUUUAACAGCUUUUUACGACUCGGCACUGUUAUUUGUGGUGCGAGUCGCAGCAGUCAACAGAGGCCACAUGUUUUCCAUGCAGAGCUAAAAUUGUUAUGAAUGUGGCAUUAGUGAUGUCAAUCUCUCAAAGUUCCUGUUGUUUCUAUCUGUUAAUGUCCCUCCACUUUAACUCAGCAAGGAAACACCAGCAGGAAAACACACGGAGGGAAUUUUGUUUUAAAAAGCCUGUAGUUUUGAAAGAUACCA
Centropristis striata (black sea bass) is the source of this 2210-nucleotide messenger RNA. Its product is annotated as transmembrane protein 74-like. The coding region runs from base 1 to 945 and encodes 314 amino acids. The record is from RefSeq and is a predicted model, not a curated record. The transcript has 3 exons. NCBI's taxonomy places the organism in Eukaryota, Metazoa, Chordata, Actinopteri, Perciformes, Serranidae.